AUGGAACAUCACCCACCAGCCGCCGCCCUCUUUCCACAUCACCCAUCAUACUUCCCAUCCCCAUCCUUCGCUCACGAUCCACCCAUCGUACACCACCCUCCCAUCGCACACUACCACCCACCCAACCUUACCACCCAUCGCACACCUCCACACACCCAUCUCACCCCACCCAGCCGUCACAUGCCACCCACCCACCGCACACCACCACAUACCCAUCGCACAUCACCACCUACCCAUCGCACAUCACCACCUACCCAUCGCACAUCACCACCUGCCCAUCGCACACCACCCCACACCCAUCCAUACCGCCCACUCAACGCACACGACUACCAAAAAUUCAAAAAGAUCAAGAACAACUCUUUGAAAGGUUAUGGCCCUGAAAAGGGCCGUUUUUAA
Messenger RNA from Uranotaenia lowii, 396 nucleotides. RefSeq lists its product as uncharacterized. Bases 1 to 396 code for a protein of 131 amino acids. The transcript has a single exon. NCBI's taxonomy places the organism in Eukaryota, Metazoa, Arthropoda, Insecta, Diptera, Culicidae. The record is from RefSeq and is a predicted model, not a curated record.